AUGGAAGGAAUUAAUGCAGUGGCCUUGGAGGAAUAUGACAGCUCUCAGGAGAAAGACAAAUCUUCAGAAGAGGCCAUGGAGAAAGAGCAGAUACAAGCCAGGCAGAAGACAUUAGCUGGGCGGGAGAGCACAGUGCAGAAGAUGCCAGAUCAACAAGAGGCUUUGCAGGAAACAGUGCAGCACCUGGAACUUGAGCAACAGUUGAUUGCUUUGCAGGUGGAGUUGGAAGAACAGUUUAAAACUCAGCAGAUGGGGCUAGAAGAAGAGGAGAAAGCCCUGUGGAAAGUUCUUGAGCAACAGGAAAAGGUACAGAAGAAAUUUUUAGAAGAGCAAGAAAGAAACCAGUUGAAGGCUCUACAGGACCUGGAGAAAGCACAGCACCAGGCUCUAGUAGAACUGAUAAAAAUUCAGAAGCAAGGCAGAGAAGAACAGGAGAGAACUCAGAAGAAAUUUUUGCAGGAAAAAGAGAGAGCUGAGAAAGCCCUAGAGGAAAUAGCAAGAACUCAGAAAACUAUCCUGAAAGAGCUGGAAAUGGCUCAUAAAAGUGCUCUGAAAGAACUGGAGACUGCUCAUAACGAGGCUCUACGAGAGCAGGAAAGAGCUCAGAGGGCUGCAUUAGAAGAACAGAAGAGAGCUCAGAAGGCUCUAGAGGAACUGCAGAGAUCACAAAGAACAGCCGUGGAGCAGCAGGAGAGAGCUCAGAUGAGGGCUGUCCGAGAACAAGAGCGAGCUCAGGAA
Molecule: messenger RNA, 738 nt
Organism: Tinamus guttatus (white-throated tinamou)
Lineage: Eukaryota; Metazoa; Chordata; Aves; Tinamiformes; Tinamidae
Source: RefSeq, a predicted model, not a curated record